Rhopalosiphum padi (bird cherry-oat aphid) is the source of this 1956-nucleotide messenger RNA. It is a transcript of the gene PIG-S, whose product is annotated as GPI transamidase component PIG-S. Gene Ontology annotation, biological process: attachment of GPI anchor to protein. The record is from RefSeq and is a predicted model, not a curated record. The transcript has 7 exons. Bases 281 to 1876 code for a protein of 531 amino acids. Lineage: Eukaryota; Metazoa; Arthropoda; Insecta; Hemiptera; Aphididae. Gene Ontology annotation, cellular component: GPI-anchor transamidase complex.
ACGAAUCCAGUGAAUUCACUUCGUCCGUCUUAAAUCCUUAACUUAAGACUUUUUAGUUUUUAAGUCAUAGUUGUAUACGUUUGUAUGCGUCUUGUAUAUUCUAUAAUAUAUUUAAUUUAUGGAACCAAUAUCCAACAGUACUUUUUAAAAUGUUUUAUUAUAAAUCAUUGAUUUUUCAUGUAAUUUUAUUAGGUCUUUUCGAUAUGCGGUUGUGAAUAUUUAAACAUUAAAAAACAAGUCCUAAUAUUUAGAAUAUUUUUACCUCCUUCACUUACCUAGAAUGGAUACUUUAGUGGGCGACAAACAAUCUACCGAUACGGUUGAAACAUUGAAAAAUGAUGUCAGCAAUGAUGAAAUUUGGGAAAUAAUUGACAAAGAAGAUGACGAGGACUUGAGGAAUUUGUCUGCUGCGGUUUAUGCGUUUAUACUAUUGGUAAUUGGAAUACCGCUAUGGUGGCGAAUGACAGAAGUACAACGCCACUCUCUACCAUAUGCACAGAUCUCGCAAUUGGGUACCAUGGACGUAGUUAUUGCUACUGACAUAUUUAUAUAUACCAAAAAUCCAUAUGUAACAAAAAAUAUUAUUAAAAAUAUUAAUACUAGAUUCAACUCAACUAUGUUCAGCAUCAAUGCUCAACCUUCCACUCUCAUUAAUUCAGACCAAACAUUGAAUGAAUUAGAGAUGGUUAUUACUCCAUUAGGAUCAUUACAACUAAUCGAAACCAAUAGUGUAGACGAUAUAAUAGUUGGUAUUGGCCGCAAUAUUUAUUUUCCUCCCAAUACAGACAUUACAUUAUUAAUGGACUCGUUAAUAAGACUCUUACAAACAGAUGCGUUAUCUGAUUCCAUGAUAUCAAUGUUGAAUCCUGGUAAUCAUUCUGAUGACCAACAAGUAGUAACUGAAAGACAGCGUCGAGUAAGACCAUCAUCGGAUUAUAAUGUACUUCUUACUGUUGUAAAUCCGGAACCAGAGAAACUGCAUGUGGCUUGGAAGCCAGAAAUACCUUUAAAACGUUAUCUUCAUCCUUUACUAGAUCAAUUAAAACUAAUUUCAAAUUUUUCUGUUCAAUCUCAAUGGCUUUAUUUAAUCGAUUUGGUUCAAAAACCCCCAAAAUUGAACACUACAUUUGUAUUAGACAAGAACCAUGCUCAAUAUAUAAUUACUCCUCUAGAAAAAAAAUUAGGUUCUGGAGUGUCUCGAAAUCCGUGUAUACAUUUUGUCGUAUAUGUAACCCCUUGUUCUUAUAUACCUUUAUAUUUUCAUGAAGACAAUCAGUUAACUACUGCUAUGAUGUCAGCUCGUUGGGGUGGAGUUCAAUUCUUAAACGCCGAUCAGAUAUCAUGCAAUGAAUCAGUAAGCUUCAUACCUGAUGAUCUCAGUAUAAUGACUCCCAUCAUCACACAAUUCCAUUCAUUGAUUGGUGUACCAAAUAUGUCCAAUUAUAUGUCAUUAAUGCCAUUAAAGUCAUCUACUCUACGUAAAUGGCAAUUAGAUUCAAUGUACAGACUAAAAAUUAUUGAACAGUACACUAAUACACGUAUCACUUUAACUUCAUUGUCUCGACUUUUGGGUGAAAUUAGUAAUAUUGUGAUAAUUGAAGAAGUUGGAAAAGCAGUAACUGAAUCUGUAGAAGCAGCUACUAAAGUAUUACACUGUUUAAAAAGAGGACAAUUGGAAGAAGCUUUGGAAUACAGUAAAAUAGCAUUUGAAACAUCAGAGUUUGCAUUCACUCACCCAUCAUUAUUGGCUUUGCUCUAUUUUCCCGAUGAUCAAAAAUAUGCUGUUUAUAUUCCGUUAUUCUUGCCUGUUAUGAUCCCUGUACUAAUGUCUUUGAAAGGAGUUAAAAGUUGGAUACAAUUGAAGUACAAUAUUUAAUUUAAUAAUAAUAAUUUAAUGAUUUGUGUUUAUUAUUUAUUUAUUAUUUUUUUUUAUUACAAUAAACUGACUGUCAAAUA